Molecule: messenger RNA, 3759 nt
Organism: Macrosiphum euphorbiae (potato aphid)
Lineage: Eukaryota; Metazoa; Arthropoda; Insecta; Hemiptera; Aphididae
Source: the annotation of a GenBank genome assembly
AUGGUUAAUACGCCGGGUUUUAUCGAGCUCGACUCUUCGCUGGAUAGGACCGUAGUGUGGUAUUAUAGAGGUAAUACCGAAAACUAUGUGAGUUAUGCAACGUUUUUAGACUCAAUAAAACUCGAGUUGAUGAAUAAAAUCAACGAUUGCGUGCGUAUUAAUCCUAUAAAAUAUAAUUUGAAGUUGGAGAGCAUAUAUGUGCAUAGGGAAUUACCAGCCGAGGAUAGGGCAUUUAAAACCGUGUCGAGGGAGGUGUAUAUCCAUAGCGAUGUGAGUGCUAUGGUCGAUGAGGACUUUGCAGCACUCAUGUCGGAGGAGGAUAGGUAUAUGAAAAAGGGGUCGGGCUUCACCCUAUCCACUAUCAAUGGCCUGUUACUAGGUAUCUAUGAACAUACCCCUCUUGGAGGGUCCUCGUAUAUUCCACUCCCAGAGAAUAUUAUGCGGAAAAAGGCCGUCAUCAAUCCCUUGAACAUUGACGAUGACUGCUUCAAGUGGGCUAUUCUAGCUAGACACGUGUCAGUAGGUCACCAUAAUCAUGUAGGUCAAAAAUAUUAUAAUGAGGAGCAUCGAUACGAUUUUUCCGAACUAUCCUCCCCGACACCUAUUUCGGAAAUCUGUAUAUUUGAACGACGAAAUAGGGGGGUGUCGGUAAACGUAUACGGAUUGAAACCUGGUAAGGGUGGUAAGGUGGGUAAAGGAGGAAAGGAUGGUAAGGGGGAAAAAGUCGGUAAGGAGAGUGUAGUGUAUCCAAUCAGGGUUGUUGAAAAUGAGAAGGCAGAUCAUUUCGACCUUCUCGUAAUUGAAGGCUCAGAACGGAUGCAUUAUACAUACAUUUCAAAUUUUUCGCGGCUGGUGCGGAGCCAGAAAACAUCUCACAGAGGUAAACUAUUUAUAUGUAAAAGGUGUUUUACCUCAUUUGAUGAACAGGUUAAAAAAAAUAAAUUGUGUGGUAAUGAGGCUCUCAAACAACACAUGAGGUUAUGCGGGCCUAAUAAACCGAUUUUACCAGUUAUGCCGGAGGAGGGAGAAGUGCUCAAGUUUAACGGGUGGGGUAGCAUGCAGCGUCAUCCGUUUGUGAUAUACGCAGACUUUGAAGCCCUACUCGAAAAACAGACGGAGCGGGUGGGAGCGAGCACCGACGGGAUACAUGCACAUCACCCAAUGAGCUACGGGUACUUUGUCAAAGCGGCGGCGGACGUACCCGUAGAAUUGAUGGAGAAAUACGAUAUACCGCAGACGCCGGUCAUAUAUCGCGGGUCGGAAUCGCGUGACGAGGUAGCCAAACACUUUGUCGCCAGUGUGACCGAUAUUUCCAUCAGGUUGGGGAACCUGUUGAAAGCGACUAAUGUGCCGAUUUCGAUGAGUGUGGAGGAGGUACGCGUGCAUAACGCGAAGAGUGUAUGCGAUAUGUGUAAAUUACCGUUCACCGAGACCAGAUGCAAAGUACCCGACCACUGUCAUCUGUCGGGGCGGUUAAGGCAUACACUCUGUUCACCGUGUAACCUCAAGCUUGUCACACCCAAGUUUGUACCGUGCUUCCUACACAAUCUCUCGAAAUAUGACGCACACUUUAUCGUAACCGAACUCGGUUACGACAAGGAGUCGAUAACGGUGAUCCCCAACAGCGAGGAGAACUACAUCUCGUUCUCGAAGCGCCUCAUGCCCGGCUUCAGUGUAAGGUUCUUGGACUCGUGUCGGUUCAUGGCCUCGAGCCUGGCCGAGUUGGCCGGGAACCUCCUCACGAAGCCCGGUGAGUUUGGCAAGUUCCGCGAGACCGCCAAAGCGUUUCAGCCCUCCGACAUGCCUCUCGUCACGCGAAAGGGCGUGUUCCCAUACGAGUAUACCGACAAAUGGUCGAGACUCGAGGAGACCACCCUGCCACCGAAACGUGAGUUCUACAGUAUGCUGCUCGAGAAGCACGUGACUGAUGAGGACUAUGUACAUGCGACGGAGGUGUGGCAUCAUUUCAACUGUACAACCCUCGGUGACUACAGCGACCUAUACCUGAAGGUCGAUGUUCUCCUUCUGGCCGACGUGAUGGAGAACUUCCGAGACCUAUGCAUGUCAACGUACAACCUCGACCCCGUGUAUUAUUAUACGGCACCGGGGUUUACGUUCGACGCCAUGUUGAGGUAUACGGGCGUUUCACUGGAGUUACUCACCGAUUACGACAUGGUGCUCUUCAUGGAACAGGGUAUAAGAGGGGGGUUGGUCCAGGCCAGUGAGCGGUACUGUCGGGCAAACAACCCCAAGACGCCGGGAUACGAUGCCGAGAAACCACCAUCAUGGCUCGUCUAUCAAGAUUGCAACAACUUAUACGGGUAUGCAAUGGGAGAGUACAUGCCCUACGGAGGGUUCAAGUGGUAUGAGAGGGAUUUGGAUCGCUCUCUAGAGCUGUUGGACGGUAUGACUGACAAAUCCGACGUUGGGCGUAUCUAUGAGGUAGAUAUCGCGUACCCAGACCAUCUACAUGACGCGCACAACGAUCUCCCCUUCUUACCUCGGAAUGCCACACCCCCAGGCUCAAAAGUGAACAAAUUAAUGGCCACGCUGGAACGUAAAGAGCGGUAUAUAGUGCAUUAUAGAAAUUUAAAGCAGGCCAUCGCUAACGGGUUGAUAGUGGAAAAAGUUCACAGGGUGUUGGAAUUUAAACAGUCUGCGUGGUUGGCUAAAUAUAUAAAUCUAAACACCGAGAUGAGAAAAAAGGCCAGCAACGAAUUUGAACGUGAUUUCUUCAAACUGUUGAACAACGCCGUGUUUGGGAAGACUAUGGAAUGUGUUAGAAACCGUAUAUCCAUGGAAUUGGUGUCCUGCCCCCGACGAAUGCGCAAACUCAUAAAUAAACCCACCUUCAAACACGUCACCACGUACACCGAGAAUCUGGCCGCCGUAUCCCUACAACAUAGUGACAUACGUUUCUCCAAGCCUAUUUACGUAGGGUUCGCCGUCUUGGAAAUAAGCAAGGAGUUGAUGUACGACUAUCAUUACAAUGUGAUGCGGCGGCAUUAUAACGACUCGAUUAGACUGAUGUAUAUGGAUACAGAUUCCCUGGUGUAUCGGGUGUACACUGAUGAUUUCUACAAGGACCUGGUGGACAACCCUACGCUCCUCGAAAGGAUGGACACCUCGAAUCUCCCCGUAACACAUCCGUGCUACGUUGCUACACGUAAGAAAAUACCGGGAUUGUUCAAGGACGAGACGGCUGGCCGUACUAUGUACGAGUUCAUUGCACUCCGGGCGAAAUCAUACGCCUACAAAAUCGAAGGGGACGAAAAACUCGUGGCCAAAGGGAUUCGAGGGCAUGUGGUCCGAAAUCAUAUGACGUUCGAGGACCACAAGCGCUGUCUGUUCGAGGUCGACGACGAUGACAACGCUGCGGAUGGUACCGAGAGUGAGGAGGUGGGUGACGACGACGAUGACUACAUGGAGGACGACUUUGACGAUGACGUAACGCUAAAGGGUGAGGAGCUGAAACGGCGUGCUCGUCUGAUGGCCCGAUCGGUCAUCCAGACGAUACAUGAGAAUGCCGCCGCUGAUACCGCCGCCAACAUUGCUGGAGUGGAAUUUGUUCCAACACCACUCCCGUCCUAUACACCGUACACGCCGUACAGGGAGAACGUAUCAAUCCGAUCGUUCGAGCACCGUAUCAAAACGAUUAAGACCAUGAAAAUGACCCUUAAUCGUUUCGACGAUAAGCGCGUUGUCGACGACGAUCGGGUACGUACACGCGCCUACGGUCAUUACGCGUUACGCGUGUGA